CACAGUGCACACAUAACACACAGUGAAAACAUGAUACACACAGUGCACACAGGAUAUACACAUUGCACCCAAGAUACACUCAAUUGCACACAUUAUACACAUACAUUGCACACAUGUAUCACAUAGAAUGCACGCUCACUUUGCACUAGCAUCACACACAUAGCAUUGCAUACUCCAUAGUCAUUGAAUGCAGCAUCCUCCUCCUACUGUACUGACACAGAAGCAGUGCAUGUGCUAUAACGCUCUAGUGACAGACGGGGGAGUGUGCACAGCCUCAUACACAUCCAGCAGCUCUUAUCUGGGGCCUUCACUUGCAAUAGGAGAGACAUGCUCGGUGCCAGCAGCUGAAGGAUGGCCGCUUGCUGUGCCCUGCUGAUGGCCGCACACGAGCUGCUCCCUCUGCUGCCAGCGAUCGCCCACUGCUGCUGCUGUCCAUGGUGCUGAAGGCGCCCCUAGUGUGAGCCGACUCUGGAGGAGAAGCGCUGCAGCCCCUGCAAUGUCACAUUCUGUCAUCCCCGACCCUCCAGCGCUGCUGCUCGGCUAGGAUCCAGCACCCCGGACAGUACUGGAUCCCUCCUGCAGAGAGGUCCCAGGAGGAAGAAGAGGCUUGGUUCUAGCACAGGAAGGAGACCUGGGCGGUCUGCAGUUAUUGGUCACACUGGUGCAUACUGUAUAUAUGUCUGUGUGUGUGGGAAGAGGAGCGUGGGAAGCGGAUCUUUGUCAAGAAGGACAUGAUUGGAAUAAGCAUUGGGCUGGCUUCCUAGUGUUGCCUGAAAGUACGAGACUCUGGGAGAAGAAGGCACAUGAAUGCGCACUUAUUUUGGUGGAUAUACUUUUUUAAUAUACAGUUUUUCUUUUUUACAACAGUAAUCUAUAUAUGAAAAGAAAAAACUGCUCGCUCCUUUCAUUUGUUUUUAUUUUAUUUUUUUCUCCUUUCGGUUUUUGGAAUUAUCCUUGGAUUUAAAAGCCAGACAAUUCACGUAUCUGUGUCACUCCGCGGAGUGAUGCCAGUUAGAAGAGUUUGACCGUAUAUGAGACAAAAUCCGAUUGGAGGGACACGGAGCAGUGCCGAUGGUACAAGGAGAAACAGUCUGAAAGUUCCUGACAUCACUUCAGUGCAAAAUCUUAUCUGGGCAAAAUGGGGGAGCAACCCAUCUUUAGCACCAAAGCCCAUGUCUUCCAGAUUGAUCCAAACACAAAGAAGAACUGGGUUCCCACCAGCAAGCAUGCAGUUACUGUGUCCUAUUUCUACGAUAGCACAAGGAAUGUCUAUAGGAUAAUUAGUCUGGAUGGGUCGAAGGCAAUAAUAAACAGCACCAUCAGUCCCAACAUGACAUUCACUAAAACAUCCCAGAAGUUUGGCCAGUGGGCGGACAGCAGGGCUAACACAGUAUAUGGUCUUGGCUUCUCCUCUGAGCAUCAUCUCACAAAGUUUGCAGAAAAAUUUCAGGAAUUCAAAGAAGCUGCUCGAUUAGCAAAGGAGAAAUCCCAAGAAAAAAUGGAGCUGACUAGUACUCCUUCCCAGGAAUCUGCAGGAGGGGAUAUUCAGUCUCCUUUGACACCAGAAAGCAUUAAUGGAACAGAUGACGAAAGAACAACCCCUGAAGUGACGCAAAAUUCUGAACCAAGGGCUGAACCUACGCAGAAUGCGUUGCCAUUUACACAUAGCAGUUCUGCCAUUAACAAGCACUGGGAAGCAGAACUGGCCACACUCAAAGGAAACAAUGCCAAGCUCACAGCAGCCUUGCUGGAGUCUACUGCCAAUGUCAAACAAUGGAAACAACAGCUUGCUGCGUAUCAGGAAGAAGCAGAGCGUCUCCACAAACGGGUGAGUGAGUUGGAAUGUGUCAGCAGUCAAGCAAAUGCAGUGCAAACGCACAAAACAGAACUGAACCAGACAAUACAAGAAUUAGAAUUCACACUGAAAAAGAAAGAAGAGGAAAUAGAAAGAUUGAAGGAAGAAGUUGAACAUGCUAAAGAACUACAAGACCAGAGAGAUUCACUGAGCCAAAAAUUACAGGAAGUAGAGACGCAUAACAAAGACUUGGAAGGGCAACUGAGUGACUUAGAACAGCGGCUGGAGAAAAGUCAGGGCGAGCAGGAAGCAUUUCGCAAUAACUUGAAGACACUUUUAGAAAUCCUGGAUGGCAAAAUCUUUGAACUCACUGAAUUGCGAGACAACCUGGCUAAGUUGAUACAGCGCAGUUAAAAAGGGCUGCCACCACCAACCUUCUUAAAGACGUACCGUCUCUCUUCACAGCACGGUGGUGGGCUCUGUAUCAGAGUUGCACAAAAUCUGAAUGGGAAAACUCCUUUCCGAGAGUUUAAUUGCAAAUUUCGUAGUUGGCUGAAGUGUGAAAUUGAGACUUGCUUUAUUAGCUAACAGAGAGGAAAUUAAAAAUAAAACUUGAAUUACAAAUUACCUCCUUAUUCCCUUAUUGGCCAUAACGAACUUUAACACAUUCAGUGCUAGGUAGUCCUAAGCUCUAGCCCUGAAUGUACAAGAUUCUUUCCAGUAGUUUUUGAAGCAAUCCAUUUCUGGUUUGCUGACAGAUGAAUAUAUAGAUAUAAUAACAAAAAAAAUUAGUCGCCAGUGUUUUUCCUUUUUCUUUCAUUUUCCUUUAUUUUUUUCAGACAUACUAUACAGAAUAUUGAUUUAUUUUAUAAGUUUUUAUUUUGUUAUUUUCUAUGAAAUACCUGCUUGCAGUGUUUUGUGCAAAAACAAAAAAAAAGCAAAAACAAAAACAAAAAAAAAACCUUAGUGACGGGAAAAGCCCUUUGUAUUUUUGUUGAAAUCUGAACAUUUUCUCAGGAUAUUUUUGCACUGUUGAAAAAAAGUGCAUUACUAAUUCACCUAGCCAGGAGUGAGAGAGACUUCACCCUAACUGAUAAUAGUUAGAGUACCCUCCUACCCAUUGUAUAAUGUUCUUUCUUUUUUAUACUGAAGAUGUCUCUUUACAAACUUCACUCUGGUGUUUAUUUCUUUACUAGAACGUCUGGUGUAAAAAGUUUACCUUUCUUUUUCUUUUGGUUAUUUUAAGGCAGUUUUAUUUCCAAGAAAAAAAAUAAAAAUAAAAAAAUCGGUCUCAUUUUCUUAUACACUGUAAAGCCAACUCCAAAGGCAGCUGAACACUAUGGAGAUUAAAGUUGUUAAAUUAGUAUAUAUUUGAAGAGUAUUACUAAGAAUAUUAUACAAAAGUUUAAUAUAUGGACUUUUAACUGCAUAUGAGUAUGUUUUGAAAUGAAUGCAAAAUGUUUACUUAUG
Messenger RNA from Hyla sarda, 3265 nucleotides. RefSeq names its product homer scaffold protein 1 (gene HOMER1). Gene Ontology annotation, molecular function: G protein-coupled glutamate receptor binding. The transcript has 11 exons. The record is from RefSeq and is a predicted model, not a curated record. Gene Ontology annotation, cellular component: dendrite; postsynaptic density; cytoplasm. NCBI's taxonomy places the organism in Eukaryota, Metazoa, Chordata, Amphibia, Anura, Hylidae. The coding region runs from base 1139 to 2209 and encodes 356 amino acids. Gene Ontology annotation, biological process: regulation of store-operated calcium entry; G protein-coupled glutamate receptor signaling pathway.